GUUUUCCGGACCAAACACCUCAAGCAGUUCCAGUCUCCUUGCCCUCCAUCACACCCUUCAGUGACUGUGGAAUGUAUCAAGUCUCUGAGUCAUUACAGACAUUGAAUGAUUUUAAUGCUGAAGAUCUGUUGAACAUUAAACAAGAGGACAACACAUCUGAUUAUUAUAGUGUCAGCUCAUCACCCUGCUCUUACCUGGAAAGCACAACUCCGUCUACGCCACCAGAAAUCUACAACCAACCACAGAACUUAUUUGAACACACACGGCCCCAGUUUUACACAAACAAUUAUGGAAGAGUGUAUGGAUAUGAUAUGUUUGACCCAACGAUGGUAGGCUACCAUACAGUUCAUGUGUCAAAGGUCAUGCCAGAUCAAAUACACCCUCACCGUAAUGAUAUGAAUAUUCUUAACACCUUAGCGACUAGGACACCAUCACAACAGUACCUUGACCAACCAUCCAACCCAGUCAUCCCAGCCGCUGUUCUUGCUGGUUAUUCAGGAAGUGGACCCAUCCAAUUGUGGCAAUUUCUACUUGAGCUCUUAACUGAUAAGACAUGCCAACACAUUAUUAGUUGGACUGGUGAUGGCUGGGAAUUCAAAUUAUCUGACCCAGAUGAAGUUGCACGUCGUUGGGGUAAGCGUAAAAAUAAACCCAAGAUGAACUAUGAGAAACUAAGUCGUGGUCUUCGAUACUACUAUGACAAGAACAUCAUCCACAAAACCGCUGGAAAACGUUAUGUCUACAGAUUUGUGUGUGACUUGCAAAGUCUCUUGGGUUAUGCGCCUGAAGAGCUGCAUGAGAUGGUUGGAGUAAAUCCAGCUCGAGAUGAUGACUGAAAUAUAUUCGCCUUUAUAACAUCAAUUUUUUUUGCAUUUCUUUACUUAUAUUUCUAAUAUCUUGAUGGAUAUUGGUCUUCUUACAGAUAACUGUCUUUCA
This is a messenger RNA of Anneissia japonica, 936 nucleotides long. RefSeq names its product protein C-ets-1-like. Gene Ontology annotation, cellular component: nucleus. The record is from RefSeq and is a predicted model, not a curated record. Lineage: Eukaryota; Metazoa; Echinodermata; Crinoidea; Comatulida; Comatulidae. Gene Ontology annotation, molecular function: sequence-specific DNA binding; DNA-binding transcription factor activity, RNA polymerase II-specific. Gene Ontology annotation, biological process: cell differentiation; regulation of transcription by RNA polymerase II.